Neospora caninum is the source of this 2211-nucleotide messenger RNA. RefSeq lists its product as hypothetical. Lineage: Eukaryota; Apicomplexa; Conoidasida; Eucoccidiorida; Sarcocystidae. Bases 1 to 2211 code for a protein of 736 amino acids. The record is from RefSeq and is a predicted model, not a curated record. Gene Ontology annotation, biological process: protein refolding; cellular response to unfolded protein. The transcript is spliced from 6 exons. Gene Ontology annotation, cellular component: mitochondrion; cytoplasm. Gene Ontology annotation, molecular function: heat shock protein binding; misfolded protein binding; ATP hydrolysis activity.
AUGGCGUCGUUGGCCUCGGGAGCGUCGCUCGCGUAUCGAGCCAGCUAUUGCUCGGGCGCAAAAACCCGGUCCAUCUCGAACUCUCUUUUGGGACGUGCGACGUUUGCAAACAAGCAAAUGACAAGUGUCGCUGCGCCUACAGCCUCUCUCCGUCCCUCUGGCUUCUUCUCUGAUCUGCUGACUCAAGGCGGAAAAGCCGUCUCGUCCUCCCCCUUCCGAAAUCUGAACGGCGGACUCUACCGGAAUGCAUGCUCCGCCCUGAACUCUGAACGCGCGGGCGUUCUCUCUUCCUUCUCCCGUUACCUCAGCACGUCGGCGCCUCGCAUGAACAAGGCGCGCGGAGACGUCGUCGGCAUCGAUCUGGGAACGACGAAUUCGUGCGUGGCGGUCAUGGAAGGUUCGCAGCCCAAGGUGAUUGAGAACUCAGAGGGGAUGCGGACGACGCCGUCGAUUGUGGCGUUCACGUCUGACGGCCAGAGACUCGUGGGCAUCGUGGCGAAGCGCCAGGCCGUGACGAAUCCCGAGAACACGGUGUUUGCGACCAAGCGUUUGAUUGGCCGCCGCUACGACGAAGAAGCGAUCAAGAAGGAGAAACAGAUUCUCCCGUACAAGAUCGUCCGCGCGAGCAACGGGGACGCCUGGGUGGAGGCGCAAGGCAAGUCUUACUCGCCGAGUCAAAUCAGUGCCUUCAUUCUCACCAAGAUGAAGGAGACCGCCGAGGCGUACAUUGGCCGACCGGUCAAACAGGCCGUCAUCACUGUCCCCGCGUACUUCAACGACUCGCAGAGACAGGCGACGAAGGACGCGGGAAAAAUCGCUGGCCUGGAAGUCCUUCGCAUCAUCAACGAGCCGACGGCCGCGGCGCUCGCGUUCGGCAUGGACAAGGACGACGGAAAGACCAUCGCCGUGUACGAUCUGGGCGGCGGCACCUUCGAUAUUUCGAUCUUGGAGAUUCUCGGCGGAGUGUUUGAGGUGAAGGCGACGAACGGGAACACGUCUCUUGGCGGCGAAGACUUUGACCAGAAGAUCUUGCAGCACUUGAUCGACGAGUUCAAAAAGGCGCAGGGCAUCGACCUGACGAAAGACAAACUCGCGCUCCAGCGCCUGCGCGAAGCGGCGGAAACAGCCAAGAUCGAGCUGUCCAGCAAAGUGCAGACCGAAGUGAAUCUGCCGUUCAUCACUGCGGACCAGUCCGGCCCGAAGCACCUGCAAGUGAAGCUGACGCGCGCCAAACUGGAAGAGCUCGUGGGCGGACUCCUGCAGCAGUCUGUGGAGCCGUGCGAGAAGUGCAUCAAGGACGCGGGCGUGUCGAAGAGCGACUUGUCCGACGUCAUUCUCGUCGGCGGCAUGACUCGCAUGCCCAAGGUCACUGAACUGGUGAAACAAAUCUUCGGCAAGGAACCGAGCAAGGGUGUGAACCCCGACGAAGCCGUGGCCAUGGGCGCGGCCAUCCAGGCGGGCGUCCUCAAGGGCGAGAUCAAGGACUUGCUCCUCCUCGACGUCUGUCCCCUCUCGCUGGGUAUUGAGACGCUCGGCGGCGUCUUCACGCGCCUCAUCAACCGAAACACCACCAUCCCCACCAAAAAGAGCCAAGUGUUCUCCACCGCUGCGGACAACCAAACUCAGGUCGGGAUCAAGGUCUACCAGGGAGAGCGCGAGAUGGCUGCGGCCAACAAGAUGCUCGGCCAGUUCGACCUCGUCGGCAUUCCCCCGGCCCCCAGAGGCGUUCCGCAGAUCGAGGUCACCUUCGACGUGGACGCAAACGGCAUCAUGAACAUCAGCGCCGUGGACAAGAGCACUGGGAAGCGACAGGAGAUCACCAUCCAGUCCAGCGGCGGCCUGUCCGACGCUCAGAUCGAGCAAAUGGUGAAGGACGCCGAGAUGUACAAGGAGCAAGACGAGAAGAAGAAGGACGCCGUGCAAGCGAAGAACGAGGCAGAGACUCUCAUCUACUCUGUUGAAAAACAAAUGACCGACCUCAAGGAUAAGAUGACUGAUGCAGACCGCACGGACUUGCAGGAGAAAAUCACACACCUACGCUCCACGCUUGGUCAGGAGGAUCCCGAUCCGAUCCGCGAGGCUCUUAAAACCCUGCAAGAAGCGUCGUGGAAGAUUUCUCAGCAGGCGUACAACCAGGCCGGAUCGACGGACUCGAGCAGCACCAGCGGUAGUGAGAGCGGGAGCGAGAGCGGCGACAAGAAGAGCUCGUAA